AUGGAAGGUGAAGAUGAUAUGUUUUUUGAUCUAUCGCAAUCCGUAAAUUACAUUUGUAAGAAAAUAGUCGUACUAUGGCAGAAAAACGGUCGGAAAAAAUCAUCCGUCUUAAAAUAUCAUUCCGAAUGGUUAGGCUUCAAAGAAGUUAUUGCAUUAAGGACAGAAGCCGCUUCUAUAACAACUACAACGCCUGAAUCAUCCUCAAAUAAAAAACGUGGGCGUCCACAAUCAGAUUAUUCCCAAUCUUCAAAAAGAACUAAACAACGAAGAUUGGCAAAAUUGGCAGAAAAUGAUGAGUCCGCUGCUAAUGCCUUACGUGAGACAGAUUCUGUACCUAAACACUCUUAUGUGGAAUUAAAGACCAGCGAAGUUCUAUCAGUCAUACUGGAAACAAAUUUAUCAAAACAUCAGUAUUUACUUAUUCGCGAAUUUAUAAACUCUAAACUGUCCUUUGAUUUGUUUCCGGGUUAUAAGAAGGUUCUAAAGGAAAAAAAGAAAAGUUAUCCCAAUAAAAUUACAGUAAGUGAAUCGCAUGCUGAAGUCGACUUGCAAAGUUUACUAGACCACACGGCCUCACGCAUAUUAGAUCUCCAAAGCGACGUGCUGAAAGAUAUUCCCAGUGAAUCUGUAAACAAACUUGUUUUGAUAGUCUCAUUCUUUGGCGAUGGCUACAUAUCGAUGCCACUGCAAGAGGCGAAAAUGUCUACAAACAUACGUGUAAAAUUUCGUACAGCUCAGGAGAAUGCAUUUCUAUUUAUGGCUGCCGGACGAACAGAUUAUUGUCUAAUGCGGCUGGAGGCAGCUGCCAUUACUUUUACCUAUAAAAUAGAACGCAAUACAGUACAGUUACGUUCACCGAAAAAACAGAAGCUCAACGAUUUGGAAUGGCAUGAUGUCGCCGUCCAACGCUAUGAAAAUAAUAUCACCUUACAGGUGGAUGGCAAUAUUAUAAGAAAAACAUUGCCGGCGGAUAUGGGAGCAUUAAAUGUUCACUUUGGCACUUCGCUGGGUGGCCCGGGUGAAUAUUCACCUGAUUAUUUGAAUGAUUUGGCCAGUUUUAGAGGAUGCAUAUCAGAUGUCUUCUACAACAAUAUCAACGUAAUCAAGCGGGCCAAGGAAGGUACAGGUCACACGGAUAGUAAACAAGUCUCAUGGACUUGUAGUGCUGAAUUCAAUGGAACCACUAAGGAUGCUAUAAGCUUUCUCAAUACCGAUUCCUAUGCUCUAAUGGCCAAGGAAUCACACCCGGCUGGAGAGAGUGUAUCACUGCAAUUCCGUACGAUGGAAGAAACUGGAGUCAUUUUCUAUAACGGCGGUUUCGAUUAUGUGCUGGUGGAAAUUGAAAAUAAACUACUGAUUUUUACCUUUCACAAAGAGGGUAGUCAAAUCAAGUUAACCUCCAAUGAUUCCGUGGCAGAUGGUAAAUGGCAUAAACUGGUGAUGCGUUAUAAUGCCGAAAUGGCGGAAGUCACUUUAGAUGAUCAAAUUUAUCGGGGACAGCAUGAUAAUGACACUAAGGCUACCAUUAGUUUGGAGAAGAGUUUCUUCGUUGGCGGAGUGCAGGAGGAACUGAGACGUCGCCUUUGGCAUAAGGGUCUGCGUAUUAAUGAUAAUAGUUUUAUGGGCUGUAUGAAGGACGUGCAUAUAAACGGCAAAGAUUUGGGUUUUCCACACAUCAAUAAGUCACAGCAUUUGGAUUUGAAUUGUGUUUGGAAAUAUCCCUGCGUAGAACAUGAACCUUGUUUGAAGAGUGGUUACUGUAAUCAGUAUGGGGUGGAUGAGUUUAUAUGCUAUUGUGAUCAAUCGUAUUGUAUUAAAGCGGAUUUUCAAGGGCCAUAUAAGAUCUUCACCGAAACCAGUCCAACCCUGGAACUACUCUACGUUUCCCCCAUGCAGCUGCUGGAGGGUGGAACAGUUUUUCUCUCACCGAAUUUCUUGGAUACCCUAUUGGAUUAUCGCAAAACUCCUGGCGUCUCUGAGUCAUCCAUUGUCUUCCACGUUGUACAACAGCCCCGUUAUGGUCAAUUGUUACAAUUCUCCCAAGAGAAAAAUAACUUCGUGAUAUGUCGCACUUUCAAUAUGGUGGACCUGUCCACAGACAAGGUGAAAUAUGUUCACAAUGGGGCGGAAAAUUUCAAUGAUCAUGCCAUGUUGGAUAUGCAGAUCUAUGGCGAUAUACACAAGGUGCCGGAAAAUAUUUUGGGAAAACAUCGUUUUAUGUUGCAUGCCAAUAUCACGCCGAUCAAUGACCCGCCUCAACUGCAAAUACCCUCAAAUAAAAUUCUGCGAGUCAUUGAAGGAAUUGAAAAGAAUUUGGAUGUAGAUCUUUUUAAUAUUCAAGAUCCUGACAGUCCACCCAAUGUGCUGAUGUAUACCAUUUUGCCCUCUACCAAUCCUCAGGAAUCCUUUGGACGUUUCAUUAUCAAUAAUCGUCCGACCAUGACUUUCUCCCAGGCCGAUGUUAAUACGGGAAAGGUGACAUUCCUCUAUAAUACGACGACGGCGGAAUCGUUUAGCUAUCAGCUUCUGAUGCAUGUUUCCGAUGGUAUUGAGACCAGUGAUACGGUAUUUUUAUCAGUUUCGGUUCACCCUCUGGAAUUACGAUUGGUGAAUAAUACCGGUCUGAUAAUGAUCCACAAAUCUUCGUUACUCCUUACGCCUUCGAAUUUAUCGAUUGGCACCAAUGCUGCCGAUGAAAAUAUCGAUAUUCGCUAUGAUAUUGUAAAGGCGCCUCAGUAUGGAGCUAUACAACGGCUGCGUCAGGUUGAUGCCACCUGGGUCAAUGUGGAUUGGUUCAGUGAUAGUCAGCUACAGCUGGGCCACAUACGUUAUCUGCAUAAUUUGGAAUUUCCCUGGCAUGAUGAGUUUAAGUUUAUUGCCUCCUUUGGUUUUGUGACCACCCAAACCUUUGAUUUCCGUAUUACCUUUACGCGUUUGCGUAUAAAUUCCCGAAAACCAUCUAUGAUAGCCAUAAAUGGAUCCAGAGAAUUUAUUUUGACCAAUGAAGUGUUGUCGUACGAAACCGUGCCCAUUGAGACCUUCCCUCGCAAUAUCAUCUACAAAAUUAUUAGUCCCACCAAAUAUGGCAACAUUUAUGUGGAGGGCUCUCGGAAAUUCGCCAAGGAAAUGGAUUCAUUUACCCAAUUGGAUAUCGAUAAGAAUCGCAUACGCUACAAGACCCAUCAUUCGGCCUACUCCAGUUUUCGUGAUUAUCUGGAAUUUGUUGUCUCGGUGGCGGAAUGUGAUGAUGUGAUCGGCAAGGUGACAAUUAUGUUUACCCCACGAGAUGACCUGGUCAAUAAGUUAUCCUAUCAAACCAAAGAAAUUCUCAAGGUCCAAGAGGGUGAAAGAGCUUUGAUAACGAAAAAUCAUUUUGAAAUACGUUUCAAUAUUUACGAAAGUCUGCGAUUCGUAGUGACUCAAAAACCCAAAUUCGGUACCCUGUGUCGUUAUGAUGAACGGGACCACAAAGUGAUUAUGGCCAGCGAAUUUACGCUGGAGCAAAUGUUUCUCAAUGAAAUCUAUUAUUGUCACGAUGAUACUGAGUCAACAGAGGACUUAUUCGAUUUACUUAUUUUGUCAAGUGAGGAAACCGAUUUACAAUUUGUCUCACGGAUCGAUGUGAGAAUCAGCCUUCAUAAUGAUAAUGCUCCAUAUCGUACUAUGGAACGUAUAUUUCAUGUUAUGCGGGGCGGUAUACGAACCUUGAAUUCAGAUGUCUUGCAGUAUUUGGAUGCCGAUGUGGAUACAAAUACUUCGAAUAUCCACUACCUGCACAUAUCCUGCAAUAAUGGAGCAUUCUACAAGUCUGGUCAUUAUGUGGAUAGUUUUACCCAAGAUGACAUAGCCAAUAGGCGUAUAAUGUUCCAACAUACUGGAGCCGAUGUGGGUACCGCCUCAUUUAUUGUCAGCGAUCAAAUGCAUAAUGUCGAUGGGCUGUUGGAAAUUCAUGCCUCUGACGCCUUUGUUUCAAUGUUGGCGGGUAAUGCCACAAUUGUUCAGGAGAGUAAAUUUGUAAUACUCCGCAAUAAAGAUUUUGUUUUGGAAACAAAUUUAGAUAUGAAAUUGGAUGAGAUCUACUAUGAGGUAAUUAAGCCUCCGACCUAUGGCAUACUAAUGUAUUUGGGGAGACCACGAGGAUACACGGAGGAUACAUAUGGGUCGUCUUCGGCGUCCUCACAUUACAAGUCAUCAAAUUUAACUUCGUUAAGCAACUUCACCCAUUUGGAUAUUGAACGGGAUCGUUUGGUCUAUUGGAACACGGAAAUUGCUUCGAUGGAUAAGUUGAGAUACCGCGUCCACAUUAAAAACAUCAGUGCCGAAGGCGAGGUUCUGUUCCGCAUAUAUCCCUCUGCAUAUUGGGAACCGCUGCAGGUGAAAAAGAAUCAAACGCUGUAUGUUGAAGAAUCGACAAGCGUACUGAUUUCCCGUGAUGUCUUGGAGGUUGUCCAUCCGAAUAUCUCCCCCGGUGAUAUAACCUUCCUUGUUACAGCCUCUCCUCUGCAUGGCUACCUAGAAAUGCAAUCCAUGUCCUUCGAUGAUGAAUACAAUUGCAAAGUGUUCGAUCAAUCGGCCAUCAAUACCGAGAAAAUGUUCUACAUUCAAGCGGGGGUAAAUCAAUCAAGUGACUAUUUUAUAUUCGAUGUAACCAAUGGCAUCACCUGGCUGCGGAACCUUAUGCUCCGUAUAGUCAUUAUCCCCGAAAAGUUAUAUAUGCAUACGAACACCAUAUCAGUGGUGGAGGGUAAAACGGUGCAACUAACCUCUGCGGAUAUACAACCCUUCUCAGAAUAUUAUCGUGGUAAAAUAUUGGAAUAUAUUAUCACCUCCAAUCCCUCGGCGGGUUAUAUUAUGGCUUCGAAUUCGAAAGUGAAGAGAUUUACCCAGAAACAAUUGGAUCAGGGUGCGAUACAUUAUAUCCAUAAUGGUAGUGAAAAUUCGACAGAUGUUAUGACGCUGAUUGCAACGGCAAGGAAUAAGGAAAGUGUGCCCUUCGAUUUGGAAUUUUCCGUGGUGCCGGUGAACGAUGAACAGCCGGUGGUGGUAACCAACACGGGACUGCAGGUGUGGAAUGGAGGGAGGUAUAUAAUACGCUAUACGGAUUUGAUGGCUCGUGAUUAUGACACUCCACCGGAAAAUCUCACCUUUGUGGUGAAUCACAUUUAUGGUGGUUAUUUGGCCUUUAAAAGUGAUCCGGAAUCGAAAAUCGAAAACUUCACCCAAAAUGACAUCAACAAUGAACAGGUCUAUUUUAUACACGAUUCAAAUUCCCGACGCAAUGAAAUGUCCUUUAUGGUCACGGAUGGUCUGUUCAAUACGACGGAGCAGGUUCUGAAUAUUGCCAUCAAACCCAUUGAAAUUAUUGAAGAACGAAAUGAAAAUCUCCAUGUCUUCCCGUUGACAAAGAAACAAAUUCUACGCGAUCAUUUACAUUUCCGUUGUUCGGACGAAGAGCGGGAGAUUCGAUACAACAUAACAGUACCCCCCACCUUGGGUCGUAUUAUCAACGAAUAUAUGAUUAUGGAUAAUGGCCAGCCGAGAGAAGUGUCGGAAUUCACUCAAUACGAUAUUGAUAAUGGUCAUAUAUUUUACGAACACACAGCUGUUGUCAUCGAAUUUCGUAUCAAUGAUUCGUUUAACUUCGAUGUCAUUGCGAAAAGGAGUGAUCGUUUGUUGGAUCAAAAAUUCAAUAUUGAAAUAUCGGUAUCUUCGGGAGGUCUGCUGAGAUUUUUACCCGUUUCGAAGUUGAAUGUGGAUGAAGGUGGUUCAGUGCCAAUUAAUUUAGACUUCUCCAAAAUGUUGGAAUAUCUUAAGACCCGAGCUGGUAUUAAUAAUCCGGAGUUAUUUAUUGAAUCGGUUCAGAAGCCUAGCCAUGGCACCAUUGGUUUGGGUCAUGAAUUCCGGCCUACCCAAAAAUUCCAUCCAAGUGAUUUCUUUACCCGGAAGGUGUACUAUAUUCAUGAUCAUACCGACACUUUGGAGGAUACCAUUUUGAUGUCGGUAUAUUUGGAACAGGGCCACAUUUUCCUCUGCAAUCUCACCGUGCCGGUUAGCAUAAAUCCCAUUAAUGAUCAACCCUUCAAGUUGAUAACCCAUCAACCCCAGAUGACAGUGGUUGAGGGUGAAAAUCGUACAAUAACCCGCAACAUUUUAGUAACCGAAGAUAAGGAUACACCUCCGGAAGAAAUCAUCUAUGACAUUAUGAGCGGUCCAACAUUGGGGGUAUUGAAGAAAAUCUCCAAAGAUGGUGUGGCCGAGGAGCUACUGGCCUAUUCCAACCAAUUUACCCAAGCCGAUAUAAACAACGAUCGUAUAGUUUAUGUACAUUUCGGAACUCCGCAAUCGACUACAUUUUGCUUCACGGUGUCGGAUGGGAAAUUUAAUCCCGCCUAUGAAAUAUUUACCAUCAAAAUUGCACCUAUAUCGAUAGUGCCGACGGCACAACAAUAUCCGGUGACGGUCCAGCAGGGUGCCACCACCGCUGUUAUGAAAUUGGAAAAUAUUGGCAUUAAGACAAAUGCUCAGAUCCAAAGGUUGUCGUAUAACAUCACUAAUUCUCCUCUCUAUGGUAUUAUUGUGCUGAAACAUCAGCCCACAUUGCGGUUUAAUCAUCAGCUCUUGGAAAUGGGUCAGAUCAAUUAUAUGCAAACGGAUUUGAAUCGUUCGAAUGAUACGUUCCAGGUUAGUGCAUAUGUGCCGGGUACAAAUUAUGUGGCAACUGUAGAUGUGCUGGUCCAAGUGGAGCCGGUUAUAAAAAUCACUGAUAUUCCAAUGCAAGGAGUCCAGGCAGGGGAGAAAAUCCGUUUGAUGUCUCUCCUCGUGCCGGAUAAUCCUCUUUCCCUCAAGUUGAAUAAAUUCAAUCCGAAAUUCCUGAUAACCCGUCUACCCAGCACAGGACAGAUACGUAAAAUAAUACGCAGUUCGGGUCUAUCCAGUGAUGCCCAAAAUGAACGUCCUACCACUUCCUUUUCAUUUAAGGAAUUACGAAGUGGUGUAGUGUAUUUUAUACCCCACGAAUCGGCGGCAAAUACCCGGGCCGAUAAUGACAGUUUCGAUUAUCAGCUGCAUAUAAAGACCGUACAACCGGCCCAGGCUUCAGUGAAAAUUAUUUAUCGCAAGCCCGUCGACGAAAUGGCCAGAGAUGUCACCAAGGCCUCAACAGGGUUCUCGCUAAAUUAUGUAGCCAUUAUUUGUGCUGUAUUGAUUUUGCUGAUGUUGGUCCUGAUCAUAAUGUUGGUCUUGAAAUUCCGUUACUUGAAGAAACAUAAAGCCAAUAUUUCAAAGGAUCAACCCCCCUCUUUGCCCUGUCCACCAGAUUUGACCUCUGUCAGUCCUCAACAUCAUCAUCCCCAUCACAGUCCUCAUCAUCAUCAUUAUGCCAAUUCAGAGGCAGACUCUGUGCCCGUUACUGGCAAUUCAACACCCCUUCCGGGCUUCAGUAAUAUACCACAUUGUAAAAUUAUACCUGUCGAAUCAUAUAAACAUGAUUUCCCCGACUAUGAUCCUGAUGAGGAUGAAACCGAUGAUCAAUGUGAUCCACAGCAAAUGAUGUUGCCACAGCGUUACAAUCCAUAUCAGCUGGAGAAUGAUACCUGGAGUUCAUCGUGUGAUAUGGCUAAUGAUUUUGCAGGCUACUCAAGUGUGCCGCAAAGUAGUGGCCAAGCGGUAUCGGCAUCGACACCGCCUUCAGCGCCACCUAGUAAUCCUUUGCUAAGGCGUAAUCAGUAUUGGGUCUGA
Musca vetustissima is the source of this 7737-nucleotide messenger RNA. RefSeq names its product chondroitin sulfate proteoglycan 4-like. The record is from RefSeq and is a predicted model, not a curated record. The transcript has 11 exons. The coding region runs from base 1 to 7737 and encodes 2578 amino acids. NCBI's taxonomy places the organism in Eukaryota, Metazoa, Arthropoda, Insecta, Diptera, Muscidae.